AUGUGCGAGCCGACUAAGCUAAAGUUCGAUCUUCCAAUUGGGACCUGGGGUACGACUGAGGUCGAGGUUGAGUAUCCUUGGCAUAGAGACCUCGACUCCAUCAUCUUGCCGCUUCUCGAAUCAGCCCAUGAUGCUCAGCAAGAACGACAGAAAGAGCACAGAGAGCUCAGAAGAGGCGAAACGUUUCGCAAUUCUCACGCACCGGAAGAUCGCCUGGGCGAGCUGAAAUCAUCUGGGGAGAUCCGUGCCGCAUUACCUGCUGAACGAGAUCGCGGCACCAUCCCAGCCGCCAAUGCCGCCAAAAUUAUGACGAGUAAUACCAAGCGCAAGAAGGGCAGGGACAAGAUUUUACCUUCAAGACCAAAUGAAGAAGUCAGAGUCUGUCUGAAGGGAGUGGAGAGCAUCAAGUGGAUGACAAUGAUGAGAGGCGAUUACUUUCAGAACUUGUUGGAAGCCUACGCCAAGGAUUGCGAACCACCAAAGGAAGUGGCCCGUCUAAAGGUGUUUUGGAAGGGCAAAUGGGUCAAGAACAUGGAGACACCGGACGAUCUGGGCCUCGAUUCCGACUCCAAAUUAGAGAUCUACGAGCUUGUGCAUAUGAGACCGAGAAUCAGCAUGGAAGCGCUCAAGGUUCCGUACAUCCAUCAGCGAAAUCCAUCGAAGGCUUCGAUAAAGACGAUUCAGUCCAACAUCUCAGAAGAGCCUUGUAGUCCGAAGUCUUCCCCAGCAGUCCCAGUUGUUGAGACCAUCGACACCAGCCAGUCUCGUUCUCUUCCACCACCUCCUGAGAAAGAUCGACGGCGCUUGACACGUGGCGCAUUGAACGUCGACACUGUCAACUUCCCCAAAUCCUCAGGCUACCCAACGGAAGACGAAUCCGGCCUCAGCGCCACCGUGCAUCCCGGCGAGCUUCACAUGCCCGCUCAGGUUCUCACUCGGGAGAAUAGCGGCCACACCAAUAAAACCAACACAACUUUCCGCUCCUCCAACGAAAGCGGAUCUCUAGCAGCAGAAUAUCAAGCUCAAUGCGUCGCGAUCCACGCCCUACGCUCAGAGACACCAAACAACGCCUCCACAGAAGAGCCAGCUGUAGUCAAGUUGUCCGUUCAACCACCUAGCGACGCCUCGCUCCAAGAAGCCGCCCGCCUCCAAGUCCCCGUCUCCUCAAAACUCCGACGGCACUUCGAUAUUUCCGUCCCCACCCUACGCUCCGAGUCCCCAUCCCAAAAUAUUCCAGCUCCCUCUCAAACCCAACUUCAAUCCCUCCAUUCCCGCUCCAAAUCCCCUACACGACCAGGCCCAACCCCAAUCAAAACAACUCACCAUACCAUCCACCCCGCUCACCGCAAGCACGGAGGUCCCCACUCAGCCUCAAGCCCAGCUGCCCCUUUCAUCCCUCCUCUCAAGACCGUCAAGUCGCAGGAAGACGGCAUCAGGGAGAGUGUGCACGGGUUUAAAUACCAGAAUGCCGUGAUGCAGAGGAAUAGCAUGUUGGUGCCUGCGGAGAUUGAGACUACGAUUGAGGCUCCCGGUGGCAGGAGAGUUAGUAACAUUAGCAAUACUUUUCGUGACAGUUGGCCGUGACUAUAUGAUGGAGCGGGACGUUCGAAAAGGACGAGUUGUCCGAGUAGGUUUUUUGAACACUUGGAUGAGGAGGUUGAGGAGGGGCGGUGAUGUAUGGAAGAGAUGGGGGAGAGAGUAAUGGCAGGGGAUUUUUUCUUUGGGUUAGAAUCUUGAUUGAGCGGGGGUAAUAAGAUUGGGACAUUCUUCCUUGACGAAAGAGGGGGUUUCCUUGUGUGAGUUAACGUGGUCAUGUCGACUUUUCUUACUGAGAUAGCUGCCUUAAUCUGGAUCAUUUUGAUAUCCUGUUCCGC
Pseudocercospora fijiensis CIRAD86 is the source of this 1874-nucleotide messenger RNA. RefSeq lists its product as uncharacterized. Bases 1 to 1584 code for a protein of 527 amino acids. The transcript is spliced from 4 exons. The record is from RefSeq and is a predicted model, not a curated record. Lineage: Eukaryota; Fungi; Ascomycota; Dothideomycetes; Mycosphaerellales; Mycosphaerellaceae.